This is a messenger RNA of Halteromyces radiatus, 771 nucleotides long. RefSeq lists its product as uncharacterized. The transcript has 7 exons. The record is from RefSeq and is a predicted model, not a curated record. NCBI's taxonomy places the organism in Eukaryota, Fungi, Mucoromycota, Mucoromycetes, Mucorales, Cunninghamellaceae. The coding region runs from base 261 to 680 and encodes 139 amino acids.
UUUUUUUCUCUCUCUUUCUUCUUUCUCUUUCUUUUCUGUCUUUUUUAUUUUUUUUCGCGCCGACGAUCUUCUCCAUUCCCUUACCGUUGAUUCAACGACAUGCCCGAAGCGUUUUGGGGUUUGUCAUUAGCACCUGAACAACCUCAUGCACUUAACCAUGUCGGAACGUUACAUAUCACUCAAGCAGUACUUUCAUCGACUGAAGUUAAACCGGGAAAAACAUAUCUAAAGAUCAAAUCAAAUGCUGAUGAAUACGUUUUAUGUACCUUGGCAACAGACUCUAUGAUAUUAUACUUUUAGUUUCAGGACCAAAUUCAGUAUCAUUGACAGGACGACUAUUUGAUAACGAUGACGAAGAUUUUCAAUUAGAUGAAGAAGAUGAAGACGAUGACACCUCUGGUAUGCUUCAAUUCCGGGAUCCAUCUGAUAAUCGAUUCUUAGGAGGAUUUGAAUUACGCCACUUUGGGUUGGGGUCUCCCCCUUUGAUGCCAACAUGUGAUAAUAUUAAUUUACGACAAGAAGAGACAACAGAAGAAGAAAAAGUAUUACAUGACAACAUUGUACAAGGUUUAAUUAAUUCAAUGUUCAAUUCUGGUGAUCCUUAUCAAAGGCAGACUGCCAAAACGAUAUCAAAAAAACUGAAAAAGGCUGGCAAGAAAAAGAUGAACAAAGGAAAAUGAAAUGGAAAUGGGACUCCUAGGAACCGUAUAGUCUAUAGUUUAUAUAUAUAUUCAUAUCAACAAAAUUAAUAAUAAAUAAAAAAAAAAAAAG